Molecule: messenger RNA, 585 nt
Organism: Merops nubicus (carmine bee-eater)
Lineage: Eukaryota; Metazoa; Chordata; Aves; Coraciiformes; Meropidae
Gene: CHP1
Product: calcineurin-like EF-hand protein 1
Exons: 6
Molecular function (GO): calcium ion binding
Source: RefSeq, a predicted model, not a curated record
UCUCUCACAGUCAAAUCACCCGGUUGUACAGUCGCUUCACUAGCCUCGACAAAGGAGAGAACGGCACUCUGAGCCGUGAGGACUUCCAGAGGAUUCCAGAGCUUGCCAUCAAUCCACUGGGAGACAGAAUUAUCAAUGCCUUCUUUCCAGAAGGAGAGGACCAGGUGAACUUCCGUGGGUUCAUGAGGACGCUGGCUCACUUCCGACCCAUCGAAGACAAUGAAAAGAGCAAAGACCAGAAUGGGCCAGAGCCCCUCAACAGCCGAAGUAACAAGCUCCACUUUGCUUUUCGGUUAUAUGAUCUAGAUAAAGAUGACAAGAUUUCCAGGGAUGAGCUUCUUCAGGUCUUGCGGAUGAUGGUCGGUGUGAACAUUUCAGAUGAGCAGCUGGGCAGCAUUGCUGACAGGACAAUCCAGGAAGCUGACCAAGAUGGGGACGGUGCCAUCUCCUUUGCAGAGUUUGCAGAGGUUAUGAAGAAGGUGGAUGUAGAACAGAAAAUGAGCAUUCGAUUUCUUCACUGAUAGAUGGAGAACCUGUUCCUUCCUGCCCCUACUAUGUAAUGAAUAGAACUUAAUUUUCUCCUUA